UAAUCGCGAGGUUUCGAUUUUCAGUUUCGAAGGAAGGCACCCCGCGUUAAACUGCGGUUGAUUUUCCCAACUCUUUCGAAAAUUUCAGAGCUAAACGUCAAUUCUGUAUUAAUUUAAAAACGGGAUUAAAAGUGCUUCCGUCCGAAACUCAGAGCCAAAUUGGAAUAGGGGUCGUUAAGUUACAUUGAAACAAGGAACUGUAUUUGGAUGGACCCCUCUCUGUGGACGCGAAGGCGUUAUCAGUAUUACUCAUUGUAACGUUUCCUUCGAUUUUUCUGUGCUGUUAAAUUUUUUUCACAAUGCUGGAACAAGUGAAUUCUGACUUUAUGGAAGCCAGGAUCGAGGAUCCUGAAAAGGAACGAGUGAUGCGUUCUCGGAUUCAAAAAAAAACUGACGGCGCUGGCUAUAUUCUGAAUCAAAAUCGCUAUCGCAGUCCAGUCUACGAAGAAGCAUUCAAAAAGUCUAUAGAAAACCCAGAAGAAUUUUGGGGCGAAAUCGGAAAGUGUAUAGAGUGGAGCAAACCAUGGGAUAAAGUCUUGGAUAAUAGCAACGAGCCCUUCACUAAAUGGUAUGUUGGGGGUGAAACAAACGCCUGCCAUAAUGCAUUGGAUCGUCACGUGAAAGCAGGACUUGGUGAAAAAACUGCUUUAAUUCAUGAUAGUCCACUGACGUCCUCGAUUCGCAAAGUUACUUACAAUGAACUUUUAGAAAAAACGUCACUUUUGGCGGGCGCACUUUCUGAGAUGGGAGUAAGAAAGGGAGACUGUGUACUCAUUUAUAUGCCCCUUAUUCCAGAAACAGUGAUUGCUAUUCUUGCUACUGCGAGACUUGGUGCCAUUCAUUCUGUUGUCUUUGGCGGUUUUGCUGCUAAAGAAUUGGCAACACGAAUAGAUCAUGCUGUACCCAAAGUUAUAAUUGCUGCUAGUUGUGGUCUAGAGCCAACCAAAGUUAUCAAAUACACAGAUAUGUUAAACGAGGCUCUGGAAAUUAUUGCAUCCCCAAGGCCUAAAUGCAUAGUUUAUCAAAGAAGACACGUAUGGGAGGCACCGCUUUUUGAAAAUCAAUUCGACUGGGACGAAUUAGUGAGGAGAGCCAAACCACAUCCAUGUGUCCCAGUCGAAGCUAAUCAACCUUUAUACAUUCUCUACACCUCCGGAACAACAGAUCAGCCAAAAGGAAUUCAAAGACCACUGGGUGGUCAUAUAGCUACUCUAUGUUGGACUAUGAAUGCAAUUUAUGGAAUGGAUAAAGAUUCAACCUGGUGGGGUGCAUCAGAUAUGGGGUGGGUAGUGGGGCAUUCCUACAUUUGUUAUGGUCCACUUUUAUAUGGCAUCACCAGCGUGAUGUAUGAAGGAAAACCGGACAGGACACCGGAUGCUGGUCAAUACUUCAGGAUUAUAGAUCAACACAAAGUAAAUGCCCUAUUCACUGUUCCAACAGCAUUUAGAAUUAUCCGCCGCGCUGAUCCAGAGAUAUUGUUUGGCAGAAGAUACUCAACAAAGUCACUAAAAGCGAUAUUCGUAGCGGGAGAACAUUGUGAUUAUGAAACAAAAGCCUGGGCUGAGAAAACUUUUAAAGUACCAAUUCUUAAUCAUUGGUGGCAAACUGAAACUGGUCACGCUGUUACAGCAACUUGUUUAGGAUUGGGUCAUACAACGAACCCUCCUAAGUACAGUACAGGAAUGCCUUUCCCAGGGUUCAAUGUUCAAGUUUUACGAGAGGAUGGAAGCAAAGCUGAGGCGCACGAACUUGGUAGAAUCGUCAUAAAACAACCUUUACCACCAGGUGUCAUGUCGACACUUCACCUAGCACCUGAGAGGUUUAAGGACGUUUACUUCUCAAAAUACCCGGGUUACUAUGACACUAUGGAUGCGGGAUACAUUGACGAAUUUGGCUACGUCUACGUAACAGCUCGAGACGAUGACGUUAUCAACGUUGCCGGACAUCGACUCUCAACUUCUGCCUUAGAAGAUGUCAUCCUUCGUCAUAGUGACGUCGUCGAUGCGGCAGUUGUCGGUGUCCCGGAGCAUACUAAAGGAGAAAUUCCCCUGUGCUUAUACGUAAUGAGAAACGAUUCCAAUAAAAACGAGGAAGAAAUCAAUCAAGACCUGAUUGCGAAUGUUAGACAACUUAUAGGACCUAUUGCAGCUUUUAAAAUCGCAGCUGCCGUAAAAGCUUUACCUAGAACGCGAUCCGGAAAAACCUGUCGAAAAUCUAUUUCCAAUCUGGCGCGUUCGAAAGUUGUCAAGAUACCAAGCACUAUUGAAGAUCCGAAAGUUUAUCGAGAGAUAAAGGGGGUACUCCAGAAACUCGGCUACGCCAUAAAAGCACCUGAUCCCCAAUGAACUCAACUUUCUAAUGGGUCCUAGAUCCUUGGGAUCAUUUAUAAUAAAGAUCACAGCAACUUCUAGGAUUUUAAAGUCCCGUUCAACUUUUAUCAUGGAAUUAACAAGUGAUUCGAUAGUCAUCUCGCAAUAUGGAAUUAAUUUGUUUCAUGAAAAUCGAUAAGUCAUCGCAGAAACGUUUAGUCAUAGUGUUAGAAUCACUUAAGGUGAAUCCAACUAGUCUUUUACAUCCGGGGGAUGUUAAUAUUCUGUGAAUGCACAAAGAAUUAUUUCCUGUGACUAUUUCAGACAGUUAUACAAAAAAUAGUUAAAAAUUGUCUGGAAGAGCCGCAGAAAAAAAUUCUUCGCGAAUCUUCAGAACGAUUAGUCAUAUAAAUAGUCAGGCUGGUUCUGUAGCGCUGUAAAAAAUGUUAAAUCUCGUAGGAAAGUAAGGUAAUAGGGGAAGUUUGAUAUAAGCUACUGAACAGUUUACAUUGAUUUUAUGAAUACUAAAGAAUGCAAACUCGAGAGUAGAGCGAUAAAUGGAUUAAUCUUAUAUUCAUUUAAGACCAUGAAAAUAAUGUUAUCUGGAUUAUUUAUUGAGUCCAAAUAGUCCACGCAGAUAAACUGACUGAAUGUAGACAAUAUUUCUCCAGCAGUAAUAUGUACAGUUGUCAGAAAGAAUAAACCUUUGUUGAUUAUACACAAAUUGGUUUAGAAUAAAAAA
Molecule: messenger RNA, 3051 nt
Organism: Belonocnema kinseyi
Lineage: Eukaryota; Metazoa; Arthropoda; Insecta; Hymenoptera; Cynipidae
Product: acyl-CoA synthetase short-chain family member 3, mitochondrial
Exons: 13
Coding region: 300-2345 (681 amino acids)
Source: RefSeq, a predicted model, not a curated record